UUUACGGUCUGUCUAGUCGCCGUUGAACCAAGCAUACAGACACUUCUCUCUGUUAAAUGAAAGCAAAACCCUUAAAAAUGGACCAUCCUCCUUCUCCUCCUCUCUCUCUCUCUGUAUCUUUCAAGAAAAUAAAUACUCCUUCUUCACCUUCCACUUUCUUUUCGUUUCUUUCGCUUUGAUUGGUAUUAUCAAUCUCCCUUUCUUUCUCUUUCUCUUCCUCUUUCAAGAAACAUCAAAGUCAAGAAAUCUUUUCAAGAAUCAAGAAACAAACAGACAAUGCCUGUUACAUUAGGAAAAAACCUUCAUCUAUGCUUUACCAAGAUCAAGAAUCCAUUAGAAUCCGAAUCGCCCUCUACUAGCCACCCACUUGUUAUUAACAACUAUAACUCUCUCUUUGAAUCCAAAUCCCCACCUCGCUCCUCCUCCUCCUCUGAACCUGACUUCGCCACCGUGUUCGCUUCUCAGCGCUUCUUCUUCUCCUCACCGGGACAUUCAAACUCCAUUAUCGAAUCUACUCCCUCGAUUGUUACUCCUACAGAAUCAUCUAACUCGCUAGUCAGCCUAAAAUGCAAUGCCACCGCUGCCACGCCAUUAUCCGAUAGUAGCACUACGAAUCAAUCUAACCGGUCGUCUUUAGAAUCAUUGACCCCUCCCACAAUCAAAGAUAGUGUAGCGGUCCCCACAUACUCGCCGGAUCCUUACUUGGACUUCCGGCGAUCCAUGCAGGAGAUGGUGGAGGCACGUGACUUCGUAGACGUGAAGGAGAAUUGGGAUUACUUACAUGAGCUGCUUUUAUGUUAUCUUGCAUUAAAUCCUAAGAGUACUCACAAAUUCAUUGUCCGUGCUUUUGCUGAUCUUCUUGUUAGUUUAUUGGCGUCACCGUCGUCAACGCAAAAGGCGGAGGGAGGGUGAAGUGGACGGCGGCGGAUGUGAGAAUAAUUUGUUGGCAAUAUUGCAUGUAACAUGUAAUGUUGGAUAUGUCGGAAAAAUGAUUGGGUAAUGUUGUUACAAUUGAUUUUGGCAAUAUUAUUUAUAUAUGUGGGGAACUAAUUAAAGCUGGCCCUUUACUU
Ricinus communis (castor bean) is the source of this 1070-nucleotide messenger RNA. Its product is annotated as transcription repressor OFP16. Gene Ontology annotation, biological process: negative regulation of DNA-templated transcription. The transcript has a single exon. NCBI's taxonomy places the organism in Eukaryota, Viridiplantae, Streptophyta, Magnoliopsida, Malpighiales, Euphorbiaceae. The record is from RefSeq and is a predicted model, not a curated record. Bases 277 to 912 code for a protein of 211 amino acids.